AUGGAUUUGUUUAUUGGGGGGCAUGAUGCAUUUUUACAAUUUCAGAAUCAAAAGCUUGUACAAAAGCUAGAGGCUCAGAAGGUUGAGUAUUCUACUCUUGAGAACAAGUUCAUUCAACUGACGGGGAAACAAAAUGUAUUAAAGAGUAUUCUACAAAAGCUUGAUAUUGCAGUUUUACACUCUUCCAAAGGAUGUUUCACGAGGAAUCCUCUUUUGCUAAAGAUGAAAAAGUGUGAUGAAAAGAGAAAUUUGGAAAAAGUGUCAUGGAAUCCCGAAGAAGAUCGUAAGUUAAUAGCUUAUAUAACUAGAUAUGGGAUUUGGAACUGGUCACAUAUGACCAAACCAGCAGGAUUGCAAAGGUUAGGGAAGAGUUGCAGACUUCAGUGGGUGAAUUAUCUAAGGCCCGGGCUUAAGCAUGGGAAUUUCACUAGGGAAGAAGUGGAUACCAUAUUUGAUUUGCAUCAAAAGCUUGGAAAUCGGUAA
Hibiscus syriacus is the source of this 483-nucleotide messenger RNA. RefSeq names its product transcription factor MYB4-like. The record is from RefSeq and is a predicted model, not a curated record. Gene Ontology annotation, biological process: regulation of stomatal movement. The transcript has 3 exons. Lineage: Eukaryota; Viridiplantae; Streptophyta; Magnoliopsida; Malvales; Malvaceae. Bases 1 to 483 code for a protein of 160 amino acids.